This is a messenger RNA of Pocillopora verrucosa, 1668 nucleotides long. RefSeq lists its product as uncharacterized. NCBI's taxonomy places the organism in Eukaryota, Metazoa, Cnidaria, Anthozoa, Scleractinia, Pocilloporidae. The record is from RefSeq and is a predicted model, not a curated record. Gene Ontology annotation, cellular component: membrane.
CUGCUGGGCAAACAUGGCGGACUACUCAGCACUGGCAGCUUCCGUGGGGCGGUUUUUUGCCAUAGAACACCUUUUUCUAGGCUUUAUUCUCGUCUGUUUUGGUAUCGCAGACUAUGUUAUUCCUGAUUUUUUCACAGGCAACCUAUGUUUUGGAAUUUGGACCGGUGUAUGGAUGGGUAUCACGGGAAUUUUGGGUGUUGCUGGUACUCGCAGGGAACGAACUAACUCCCGAGAUAUAUUUGCCAGUGUCUUCAUGGGCUUCUCCAUCACCUCAUCUGUGCUUAGUGGAAUAAUCAUUAUUUUCUACAGCAUUGCAAUUCACUCAAAUUCUUACUACAGUUAUUACAACUCCUACUAUUCGAUAGAAGAGGCUAAAUAUUCAAUCACUGGCAUCAUUCUGUUCAUUGGGAUUUUAGAGUUUCUCAUGGGAAUCUUGGCGGCUAUCUGUUGUUGCGCAAUGAAGGUGUGCGCGUGUUGCUACAGUCACGCACAAUCUCGACAGACGUAUGGACAAAUGAUGCAACCAACCAUGACUUAUGGGCCUGGUGGUCCUGUGGCAGUUCCAAUGCAAAACCCUGUUGGUCUAGGUGCAGUGCAAACUGAGGCAAAGAAACCACAGCGAGGCCAGCCUAAAAUGAUCAUGGUGCCUGCAUCUGGAGCAAUGGGAGGUCAUUCACAGGUGAUGUAGUUCCCUACAUCUAGAGCCACGCCUACAGCUCCAGUGUCUCUGGAAUUUGAGUUUGAUUUAGAAAAUAUAGAUAUCUUUUUUUUUAUUCUAUAUAUAUAUUGUUAAAUGAUAAAAUUACAAUUAUAGUUAAUCUACAAUAUCGUAAGGGUUUUCUGUAUUGGUGUUAGAAAGAAAAGGAAUGGAAAUAUUAUAUUAGUUAAGGUCAUUUAAUGUAAAUUAUAAAAAGGGCAGGUUGAUUACUUCGUACUCCUUCUUGGUGGUCUUGUCUUAAAGGUCGAGUUUGAUCACGUUCUUCUUGUGAGUUUGGCCACGUUCACCUAGUGAGUUUAAUCACGUUUUCUUCGUUGUGAUCGUGAGGUUGACAUGGAACUCGUGAUAAGCCAUGUUCUUAAAUAAGUUAAUUUGUUAGUCCAGGAAGAGUAAAUCUCCCUGGUAAUAGGUCGCGUUCGACACCUUCGUGUUCCCAGAGUUAAUUUUAGGGUAAACAGGUGAUACCCCUCAUGUUUCGCAAGAAUAAGCAAUUUGGGGGUGGUACUUGUGAGCGCCUUUCUUCUUUAACUCUUGUGACCAAGAUGUUGUUAUGUAACAAUCUUUAAAGGUGAUUUUCUCUUAAGAUACACUUUUAGGUAUAAAUAAUACUCUACACCAAGGUUAUUUGUAAUUUUUAUAUUGUCGAUCUCGUUUCUGUUCUGGCCGAUCUCAACCGUAAAGAUAUGAAAAUUAAGGAAGAAAUUGAUUUUGUAACGUAGACCACCCUAAGGUGCUUAUUCAGUAUGUGGGAACUAUAAUACGUAGUCAAACGUGAUUCGCUAGUUGAGACGGUACGAUGACGACACAAGAAGAUUGACGGCUUCGAAAUGUCAUCCGCAGUGUCAUCUUUAUAAGCGGAGACUCUAGUUUUCCCUGUUUUAUCGAAGCUAGUCCUUAUUGUAACAACUUGAGAAGAAAAGUAAAUAAAGAAGGAUCAACCAAACCACAAA